This is a messenger RNA of Ilex paraguariensis (yerba mate), 225 nucleotides long. The record is from the annotation of a GenBank genome assembly. NCBI's taxonomy places the organism in Eukaryota, Viridiplantae, Streptophyta, Magnoliopsida, Aquifoliales, Aquifoliaceae.
AUGACCGACAAAGAGCGCUAUGAAUCUCUCAGGCACUGCAGGUGGGUUGAUGAAGUCAUUCCUGAUGCACCAUGGGUGCUUACAGAGGAGUUCCUUGACAAACAUCAGAUUGACUAUGUGGCACAUGAUUCUCUUCCUGCUUUAACGAAUUCCCACAGACGAAGCUCGGUUUGGAAGCGGCAAGGGAUUUUGGAGGAUGAUGGGGGUGACGUGGGUGAUGACUAG